Molecule: messenger RNA, 3895 nt
Organism: Lingula anatina
Lineage: Eukaryota; Metazoa; Brachiopoda; Lingulata; Lingulida; Lingulidae
Source: RefSeq, a predicted model, not a curated record
CAACAGCAGCAGGAUGCCAAAACCUAUGAGAGGUUUGAUAAUUUGCAGCUGGUAUUAGAGGAAAUGUAACUCAGAAUAAGACAUACUUUAAGGGCACACAGGAUCAAUGAAAGGCGAUUGUUGGUGAGAUUAGUCUCAUUAGCGGCAAGGUCUCAGCUACGGCCAUGGCCACCAAGACCUCACGGGACUGCCAGUUGCUACUCAUGAUGCAAGUGUAUUAGCGCCAACAACAUUCGUACUUUUGGAUAAAAUUUAUGUUACUCAAUCAGCAAAGGACUUGCCACAUUAGGACAUUCCUGGGCACAGAAUAAUUCUAAAUACCUGGAAAUGAGGGGGGAAAAGGAAUAAAAGAUAGCAGAGAAAGAUUCAGGAUGACAACUUAAAACAGACGAGAAAAAACUUAAAAGUACAGAAUUACUAUAAGGACACAAGAUGCCUUUAUCGGAGAAAAAAGUGUGUGGAUGCAGAAUCCGCUUCAACUCCUUUUGGUGCAUCUGGUAUUGCGCCAUUGUGCUGAUUGCACAAGGAUACCUGACCUACCUGGCCGUUAGCAGGUACUCAGCAUUCAAAAGUUUACAUUGGAAAGAAGAUGAAAUGCCAUCUUUGGAAUUCACCUCCUAUGUUGCUCUUAUUGCACUAUCACUGCUGUGUUUGCCAUUUUUUGCGUUGGCUGCCAUAUUCAAAGUGGAAAAUUAUGCCAAUGACGGUGUUAGGCUUGGAGAAGAAAUUUUAAGCAAGAAGGAGGCACGUCUUAGAUAUUUGGAGACAAGAUUUGGAAAGCGUUUCUGGCAGCAGAUGGGUCCUGUGGCACAAACUCUCCACAUUGGAGCAGCUUUUUGUCUGCUGCUGCCCCAUGUUCUCCUGCAGGCUCAGGAGAUAAAGCAUGGAUAUCUCAGUGAAGUCAAUAUGUGGGCAACAGACCUGGAUGUGCUUUUUAUCAGAGACAAAAUACCACAGUUUUGGGCCUUUUCACAAAAAGCCUCUACCAACUUAACUACAAACUCCACACUUGAGAUGAUCACAGUGAAUGUGACCACAGAGGCUCCACCUACUGGUGUGCCAUGGAAUCACCAGAGCAGCCCAUCUUUUGAGUUUAUAAACUUCGCCGCAGCUUUGAUAUUAUACAACAUUCGUUACCCUGCAGUUUUCUGGACAACACACAAGUUACUGACGGUGUUAUUCUCUGGUCAGUUGUUCCUAGCCACUGUGUUGCAUCUGUUUUCUUUUUGUGGAUUUGCUGUGACGUACAAACUACAAGUGAACAAUCAUCUGCACCAAGGACUGGAGCUCUCUAUGAGUCAUGGCGGCACAGCAGUAGCAUACAUUUUAGGAAACGGCAUUGUGUUUUUCUCCUCAAUCACCAUUUUUAAAUAUGGAUACCUAUUUUACAAUGAACAAUUUAUUAAAAUGCACAGAAACUACCAUGCUUUCUUAAAAUAUGCCAUGAAGAAUACAUGUGAAGGAUAUAUUCCUCACACAGCAGCCAUGGUUAUGAUGGUGUUAUCCUUGGCAUGUAAGGGACCAGUGUUUUACGACUACGUCACAACAUACAGGAUGACAGGAGAUCCUCUCAUUCUGACCUGUAUUGUUAUGGAUGCCAUGUACAUGAUGGCAUGGAUGAUUCUUUGGUUUGUGUUUACUCUGAAACAGACAUGGAAGUUUGCAAUCCGGCAGCCUGGCAAUGCCAAGAACUCUGUUUAUACAAUUCACAACAGUCACAUUGAAACACAGCUUAUGAGUGAGGAGGAAAGGAGAAAUAAUGAGGAGCCAACACCAUCUAUGAAUUCAUCCAUUGACACUGACCAUGAUACAGUAGAUGGAGAGGUGACGGUGGCUUUAAGUUCAGCAGACGGCACUGGGAAUUCAUCAACUGGCUCUGACAGUAACAGGGGAUCUCCACAAGAUGGCUGCUCCUCAGACAAUCAAAACACACAAAAUACUGGAGCUUUAAGAAAGAAAAUAAAACAAAAGAGGACUUCAGGGCAUAAAGUGACAUUUGAGGAGCCCAUUGCACCAAACCCUAUGUACAUGGACAAUACCCCGCCUCCCCCUAAACCACCCCGCUCCCAUCAGGUGCAACAAGGGGAACAAAUAGCUGUGGAAGUGGAUGUCCACGCACAGCUGCACCACAGAGAACAUGACAAGCCUGCUAAGAACACAGGCAAUCCAGAUUCCUCAAAUAAUUUUCAAAGGCAAUCUAACGACAGGAGAUCAAAAGGUGACAGGCAGGGUAUUGGCGAGCCUUCACCUGAGACAUCUGUGACACACGCGGACAGUAGAAAUCAGAGUCAGUAUGAUGACAAAAGUGGACAACACCAGCCACACCGUCCUAAUCAGCAGGAAAGACGUCCGUCCUGUCCAAAUACAGCCAACAUGACAUCCAAAUUAUUACCAGGAGAUCAACUAGAACACAGUUACAUUCCUGAAAUCAUAGAACAAAACUAUGACCAGGUAAACAGGACAUAUGUUCAUGAUGAAUCUCCAUUAGUUCCCAACUUCAGGGAGCAAGACUUUCGGGAACAUACACCACAACCUGUGCCUGGGACUUCAUACACAACAGGUCCAGCACCUCAAGAUAGCAUGAUGAGGCCUUACUCUCCACACGCCAUGGCUCAAAACAAUAGUGGACCAUACACACCACAGACAGACUAUUUAUUACCACAGACAGGUGUUAACAGGCCUUUCACACCCCAAAAUACUCAUACUUCAACCUACAUGCCAAAUGGACAUGCCAAGCCAAAUCCAGACUAUAUAGAAAUGCGUGGAGGCAAUCAAACUAAGCCAUUUGAGUUCAGACAUCUACAGAUUGUUCCAAAGAAACAUGAAAUGGGCAGACGAGAUUCAGCUAAUUACUCGUUGACAUCUUCACAAGAGACGUCAUCGAAUAACUCGGACAAUGUUCCAGCCUUGUGUAGUGAGGUUUAACAUGGAGCAAUCUGGAGAAAAAUAUUCUUUAUAUUAUGAUUUAUGAAUAAUAAUACUGCAAAAAAAAAAGUACACAAUAGAAAAAUUCCAUGUAUUGUGAUGUUUUUAUUGGACUGACAAUACAAAGCUCAUAAGACUUAUAGGCUCAUUUCACACUGAGAGUGGGGUAUCUUAAUUAAAUUAAACCAUGGAGCAUAUGGAAGAAGUUUAAUUUUGUAGGUGAACUCUGAUUUAAACAAAAAUAUUUAUAGAUAGAUGUUAGGGAAAAUAUGAAAGUUAAAAGUGUGCAAUUACUUAAAAAUACACAUAGUUAAUAGCUGUACUGUAUUAUAAGGAUAGGCUAUAUAUAUGAUGUUAUAUAUGCAUUAUGCCAAAUGGAGUAUCACCAAAGUUAAACAUAUCUCAAUGUACAUAUAAUUGUAAAUAAUAUUUGGCACCACACCUAUGCCAUCAAAAUGUUGGUUCCUAGCAGCUUUUUUUUUUUUCAUUUCUAUACUUUUUUUAUCAAUUGAGAUUCAUUUCUUGGUGGUAGUCUUCAAAAGUGACAGAACCUUUCCACAAAAUUUAUAAUGUGGUGCCACAUAUCUUGGACGAAAUCUUUUCAGGAAGGAAAAUAAUUAUUUUAAAUUUGUAAAUGAGGUUAAUGAAAUGUCAGAAUUUUUAUUGACUACAAUACUUGAAAUGUCAGAUAAAUCUGAUUAAGAAUAAAACUGUAUAUAUAACAAAUGUAACAAGUAGGUCUAAAAGCAAUGUGUUGUAUUUACCACAUUUGUAUAGCGAUGACAUGCUGAGAUCUAUAGAAGUUUGAGUAUUUGCAGCACUAGGAUAUACCUAGCUCUUUGACUGGUCACCAUUUAGAAGCUUAAAGCUGAGAACUUCAUAUUUCAGAUGCAAGUUCUUUGCUUCAAAUUGCCAAAGAAAUGUAAAAUAAAGUAAGCAAAAAAUAAGUUAAAUAAAUAAAUUUAUUUUC